AUGAAUAACACCAAAACACAAUUGAGCCAACUUAAGCAUUAUGUAGCACAUGCGUAGAAUGCGCCCCCGAAAUGCGCCGGUUUAGCGAAAUUAGUAUUAUCUGUGCAUCGAUGUGUCGUAGAGAUGGCAACACUGGCCCCGUGGUCAUCGGGCAGGCAACACGCUAAACUGCUGCGCGUCUAUCCAUGUCAAGAGAGUGCAACUUGGGAUCAAUAUAAAUUAAAAAUGUGGAAUUCUCACUUAAAACAACAUUAUUUGUGAUCAUCCGUAAAUGGUAGCGCUCCGCGGGAACUGUAGCGCGCACUUCGGGCCGUGGCGUGUCGUUUUAUCGCGACCCAUCCUCCAUUGCGAAGGCGAAAUGACGGGGCCUUUUUAGUGAAGUGUCGAGACACUCGUUAUGUAGUGAACUGUUUUUUGUACAUUGUUGUGGACGGUCGUCGGAUCGUGUUAUUAUGACACGAUGAUUAGUUUGUGGGUGAUCCUUGUGGCGGCGUGGGGAGCGCGCGGGGAACAGGUGAUGCUUUUGGACACGACCACUGAAGCUACAUUGUCGUGGACGAGGUUUCCUUACGGGCCGCAGGCGAGCACGCCGGGGUGGCUCGAGGAGUCGUACACGAAUUUCGAGAAGCAGAUAAACUGGCGUUCGUACGUGGUGUGCGAUGUGGCGCACCACAACGUUAACAACUGGCUGUGGACGCCCUUCAUAGAGCGACGGAACGCGAAUCGCAUUUACAUCGAGAUAAAGUUCACUAUUCGCGAUUGCUCGUUGUUUCCGGGCAACGCUCUGAGCUGCAAGGAGACCUUCAGUUUGCUGUACUAUGAGUUCGACGUCGCAACGCGCGAGCAGCCUCCGUGGGAGCCCGAGAGCUACAAGUUAGUCGGCCCUAUUGCCGCUGGCGAAGGGCGCUUCAACACUAAUUCUGAAGUUGACAUAAACACUGAAGUGAAAAGCAUUGCUGUCACCAAAAGAGGUGUCUAUUUUGCCUUCAGAGACAAAGGCGCCUGUAUAUCACUACUCGCCGUCAAAGUGUAUUAUAUAACGUGCCCGGAGACCACUAUAAACUUUGCGAGGUUCCUGGCUACUCCUACCGGAAGGGAAGUCACAGUUAUAGAACAGGCCAAUGGCACCUGUGUGGAGAACGCAGAGACUGCUCCAGGUGAGGCUGCCCCAGUAUAUUUAUGCAAAGGUGAUGGCAAGUGGACCCUGCCCAGCGGCUCCUGCAAGUGCCGGGCUGGCUAUGAACCUGACCACCACAACCAGGAAUGUAACGAAUGCCAGCCAGGGAAAUUUAAGUCUUACACCGGAGAUGAUCCCUGUGCACCAUGCCCGGACUACUCUGAAACAUUAGCUUAUGCUUCAGUGGAAUGUAAGUGUGUACCUGGCUUUUACAGAGCCAAAAAAGACCCCAAGAAUGUACCUUGCACACAGCCACCUUCAGCACCUGACAAUUUAACUGUUUUAAUAGCUGAUCAGUUUUCCAUAUCUCUCACUUGGAAACCCCCACAUAAAAAUGGAGGACGGAAUGAUGUCACUUACCGGGUAUACUGCACAAACUGUGGCCCAAAUGUUGAGUACCGGCCUGCGGCCACCGGUCUAAAUUCCACAAAAGUUACGAUCAGCAAUUUGGAACCAGUGACCGAAUACAAAUUUCAAGUGUUUGCUGAAAAUGGAAUCACUGAUCUCACUGGUGAACCACCAAAGAAAGCAGAAAUAACUGCUAUCACCGAAGCUUCAGUCAGUGUAGUGACAAAACUUAGGGUCUUAAAUGCUGAGAGUGAUAAAUUGUCUAUCGCUUGGAAUGCACCACCGAUAGAUUCAUCAGACCCCGAUGACACUAUUGAGAGCUAUGAAGUCAAAUGCUUCCCCAAAGACAAUUCUGAGAAAAGUGGUAACACGACACUUAAAAUAACGAAAGAGCCUCACGUGAUUAUAACAGGAUUGAAAAGGGACACGGAAUAUGGAAUUAGAGUGAGAGCAAAAAUGAAGAGAGGCUGGGGUGAGUUCAGCAACGUUGUGUACACUAGAACAGGUGCCGUGCAGCAGACUGAGACCAGCUUUGUUGGUGAUGAGGAAGGUGCUCAAGUCAGGUUAGUCGCCGGAGUCAUGGUGGCCGUCGUCGUACUCUCUGUCAUAGCCAUCAUAGCGACUGUUCUAUUUCUACGCUCACGAGCAGACGACGAGUGCGACAAGAAACAGCCGAACGACUGCAACGCACUCAACUACAGAAACGGAGAGGUAUACACGGGCCCAGAACGCCCGGCCAAGACUAGCAGCAACGCAACCACGCCGCUCUUCGCCGGCACCGGAUCCAGGACCUACAUAGACCCCCACACUUAUGAAGACCCUAAUCAGGCUGUCAGAGAAUUCGCACGCGAAAUCGACGCUUCUUGUAUCACAAUAGAGGCGAUUAUUGGAGGCGGAGAAUUUGGAGACGUCUGCCGCGGCAAGCUCAAGCUUCCAGCUAGCUGCGGACAAGAAAUAGACGUCGCUAUUAAGACACUCAAACCAGGGUCGACUGAAAGAGCUAGGCGAGACUUCCUCGCCGAGGCAUCCAUUAUGGGGCAGUUUGAACAUCCUAAUGUUAUUUUCCUGCAAGGUGUCGUGACUAAAUGCAACCCUAUUAUGAUAAUUACUGAAUUUAUGGAAAACGGGUCGCUGGACACUUUCCUGAGAGCGAACGACGGAAAAUUCCGCGUGCUGCAGCUAGUGGGUAUGCUGAGAGGAAUAGCUACCGGCAUGCAAUAUCUGUCCGAAAUGAACUACAUACAUCGCGAUCUUGCGGCGCGAAAUGUACUAGUUAAUUCCCAACUGGUCUGCAAGAUUGCGGACUUCGGUCUGUCGCGCGAAAUCGAGUCAACCGCCGACGGAGCGUACACAACCCGAGGCGGUAAGAUCCCAGUCCGGUGGACUGCUCCAGAAGCCAUCGCGUUUAGAAAAUUCACAUCGGCCAGUGACGUCUGGUCCAUGGGCAUCGUUUGCUGGGAGGUCAUGAGUUUCGGCGAGCGUCCAUAUUGGAACUGGAGCAAUCAAGACGUCAUAAAAUCUAUAGAGAAAGGUUAUCGCCUCCCGGCGCCUAUGGACUGUCCCGAGGCAGUUUACCAGUUGAUGCUCGACUGCUGGCAAAAGGAACGCACGCAUCGGCCUACGUUUUCUAGUAUCGUAAAGACGCUGGACAAGCUCAUACGUUGUCCGGACACGCUACGUAAAAUAGCGCAGAAUCGCUCGGCGGAUCCUCUCGCAGGCGACACACCAGACAUGAUCCAGUUCUCGUCCGUAGAGGAAUGGCUGGAGUGCAUAAAAAUGUCUCGGUACAUAGAGAAGUUCCGAGCGGCGGGCAUAGCGGACAUGGACGCGGUGGUGGACCUGACCGUGCACCAGCUGGCGUCGCUCGGGGUGACCCUUGUGGGCCAUCAAAAGAAAAUCAUGAACAGUGUCCAAAACAUGCGGGCGCAGAUCCGAGUGAGCGGCCCGUACGGUUUUUUGGUGUGAGUGAAAGUGAUCUCGAUCGUUCGAAAUGCAUUAUGUAUAUUUUUCUAAAACUCGUAGUGAUACUGAUAUGCUAAGAGAAUUUAACUAUUUUGCUGUAUUUAUUUUUCUGGCUUUUACUAUCGGCCUACUCCGGCUACCGUCUUAACCACAACGAAACAGAGCCAUACUUAUUUUAGAGCUAUAUCAAGUGACUGGGCCUACUCUACUCUCAACUGAACUCUUUUUGUGAUCUUUUAUUUUAUUUUUUAAUGAUUAAUUGUAGUUAUUUUAUGAAUAGCGAAGUACAAUACAAAGUAAGAGCUUGUGUUCUAAAUAUCUAAAACAUAUUAAUCGUAGCUAGAGAAUUUCGCGGUACACAUUUCGAUGUUCGUAUUUGUAUAUUCAUGGUUUUUGAUAUCCGGACAUAGUAUAAAGGUGUUAUGUGUAAGUAGUGUAAUCCCUGUAGAUGAUAUACGACUUAUUUACUAUAUUAUGUGAUCAAAUUCGAGUACUUAACGUAACUUGCCGUGUGCAUUUAAUUUUGUAAAUAUUUUUUGAUAAGCGCAAAUUCUAAAUGAAUGUCCGCCUUAUGAAACUUGUUUUUACUUUUGUUUUAAAGGCAGCUGAAUUUAUUUUGAGCGGUAUAUACACGACACAGUUAGCUCUGUGUGCUCACAGGGUAAAUGUUUCUUGUGUCGACUCGAUGUCUGCCUUAACAGACGAGCGUUAGGCGAGGGUGUUUAUAGACUUAAAAAUUAUAUGAAAUAACUAUAUUCUGUGAAAAAGAACAUACAAUGAGAUGUUACUUGACAGUCUUAAACACUCUUGUCCCUGUCGCUUAGUUAAUAUAUAUCAGCUGUAAAUAGUUACUAGUGAUAAGUUAUGCUGCCAACUAGUGUAAGGCUUCUAUGGCUUGUCAUAGUCAUCGGCUUUGCGUAUGAUGCCGUUAGAGGGCGCUAGAGAACCACAAAAUACUGGACAAUAAACAUCUUUUUGAUGAGAGACGUGUGGGAAUGAACCUAUAGCAUCGGUUGUGAUUCAGCAGCGCGGGUUUAUAACCAAUGCUAUUGAUUCAUGCAUGUAUCCUCUCAUCUCUGUGCAUCUCCACCUCAGUGGAAAGGUUCCUUUGGUGCUUUUUUUUCAUACUUAUAGAUCAUGAACAAACUAUUAUGUUCUUGACUUUAUUAUUUAUACUUUCAUACUUUUUUGUCAAUUACUUAUUCUUCUUUUCCUAGCCUUAAUUCCAUCAUUUGGGGUCGGCUCUCCUAGUAAUUUUUCGCCAGGACUGUUCGUCUGGGCUGCUAUUUUUGCCAAUUAUUUAUUCUACAUUAUUUUUAUUUAAGUACUAGAUGUGAUGAGUACAUACUUUUACGAUAUAAUUUUGUAAUGAGUGAAUUAUUCAACCAUUCAUAUGACUAAUGUAUGACUUGGAUGUGAUAGAAUUUCUUUUCAAUAAUCUUAUCUUGAUUAUUGCUUAUUGAUUUCACGGAAUUCAUUAACUGCACUGUUGUAAAAUUUCACAUGCAAAUAACAUACCUAUUUGUGUCAAUUCGAGCUACUCGCAUCCUGCAUUGGUUAAAUUUGCGUUUGAAUUUCGAAUGCGAUUGUCAAUAAAAAAAACAACAGACAAGAGAAUAAUGUCUACUUUUUUUAAGUAUUAUGGUGUUUGUGGUAGCUGGCGCCCUCUAUCGGUAUUUCUCUGCUAACUCAAGGCUGCUGCGAGAUUUUUUUAUAUAUGCUAUGCGAAUUAUGUAUGCUAUGUUCGAACCGCCGGACACAUAUACUGGAUUGAAAGAUAUACAGUCUAAAUAUUUAAAUAUUUUGAUAUAGAAAGUUGUUUUUCUUUAUUAAAUUUAAUUUAGUAAUGACGGCCGUACAUUUCUGUAACAAUGAGAUGUACAACUAUUUAUCUCUAUAACUAAUAAUCCGUCUCUUCCCAUAACUUGUAUCUGGUAUACAUGAGUGCGAAUUUCGAAUAUAAUAAUAUUUUGAAUGUUAAUAAAUAAAGUUCUAAAACUUACAAUUAAUUCCCCGUUAUUCGAAUUUUAUACUUCUGAUCCGUAAGCAUUUCAGCUUGUAUUCAUAUAAAGAUGGAGUGUCUGUAUAUCUUCAAAUCUAGUUCUGUUCACGCUAAUUUAUAAGGUAACAACAAGGAACUAGGAUAAAUAGAAAUCUGACUAGGGCCCUAAAAUGACCCGACGGGAAUUGUACCGCGAGCGGCUAAACUGAGGGCCUACCGCGAAUUUCACAAAUUACGGGCAUCUUUCUCUGUCACUCUAAUUACGCCUUAAUUGGAGUAGAAGAGAAAGAUGCCCACAAUUUGCGAACUUCAAUGUUCGCGAUCGGCCCUUGUACUGCGCGCAUGUUAACAACGUCAAAUAUAAUAAUGUCGCGCAAGAUGUCACCCUAUUUCCUGUUAGAGUUAGACCAAGAAAAUUCUGCAGCGAUUUUGAUAGCACACGCAGUGCAAGUGUAAUUUAUACUUUAUAAUUUAACAGAAGUUUGACGUUUAAAAUAACACUUGCACUGCGUAUGCUAUCAAAAUCGCUGCAGAAUUUUCUUGGUCUAAUUGUAACACAUCAGUGACAUCAGAAUUUACGCUGUUGUUACCUUACACAUUGGCUUUUGGAAAUUAGACCCUACACUAAGAUGAAACGCAAUGAAUGAGGGCUACCGCGUUUAAUUUCGCCGCUAGGGGCGCUAGUGUAGAUGGAGGUCUUUCAAAAUGUCAAAAGCAUAGAAGUUUGGGGUGUCUCAAGCUUUUUAUCGGGAAUUUUCACUCCUUAUUCAUAAUUGUGGUAAAUCUUUGUCCAUCUUUGAUUAAUCAUGGUUACCAAUAGAUAUAGCUCAAUAAAUGUUAGUAGCUUAAAAAAAGUGCCAACAAAAAUAUAUGCAAAAUUAAACAGGUUGAAAGAAUUACUCAAUGAAUUGAUUUUAUAAAAAUAAGCAUAGAAGAAUUUUAAGAUCUGUUUUUCUGGACCUACAUCUACAGUGGCGCCAACUGGUGAGCACAAAAACGGUAGCCCUCAUUAUAUUAUUAUUUUAUAAGUACACGGUGCUUGCUUGGUAGGUGUUAGGGAGCUUAAAACGUUUGAACAAGUUUCCACACCGGGAUUGAGUCAGACCAUGCUGGCUGCAUAGUUAGAAGUGUCAGAACGUGGAAGUGUUCCUAUGGAAAUUGUAUUAGUGGCACUGUCACACUUUGUCAUGUAAAAAAUCGUCGCAGAAUCGGCAUAAGCGUACUCUUAACAACGGGCAAGACGGAAAAAAAUCCUCAAUAGGAAAUCUACGUGAAGGGGGCGACACUACCACAAUCCAUCACAAUCUGAGGGUAUACCGCGAAACAAGAAAAUUUAAAUUUAUUUAUUUAACCUCUCUAUCACUUGCAUAUUCGAGCGAUAAAGAGGCAGAUAACUAGAUUUCGAUUUUAUCGUUUCCUGGUAAACAAACCGCCUUGAUGCAUCAAUGUCAUAUUUUAUUAUCUGUGAAAAUUUUACAAAAAACUGUUUAAGACACAGUAUGUAUAAAUUGUAUUAAGUUACUCUAUGGUUUAUGAUAGGUGCUAGUGCUGUACUCUGGCGUAAUACCCCCUAUUCAAUGAAAUGGGAUAUUACUGCAAUUUUCUGCCACCAGAGUGCAGCACUAGCUUUUUUAUAACCAUAAAGUAACUUAUACAUACUUAACAUACUGUACCUUUAACAGGUUUUUGACAAAUUUUCAGAUAUAAUAAAAUAUGACAUUGAUGUAUCAAGGCGGUUUGUUUACAGAGGACCUAAUGGGAAACGCGAAUCCGAUAUUUCGCUAUCUGCCUCUUUAUCGCUCGAAUAUGCAAGAGUGACAGAGAUGUUAAAUAACGAAAUUUCGAUUUUUUUGUUUCGCGAUAGACUCUCAGAUUGUAGUAGUGGCGCCCACUACGCAGUUUCGCGUAAUAUUCCCUAUCAGUACUACAAAAUGUAUGGCUCCAUAUAGUCCAUAUUGAAAUUCAGAGCGCCUGCCGCAAACCACUUCGUUUGUUUAUCUAUCUGUCUCUCUAUCGCUCGAAUAUGCAAGUGAUAUGAUAGAGAGGUAAAUAACGAAAUAACCUAUUCCGAUUUUCGCGGUAGCUGGUAUACAGGCAAGCACCGUUUGAAAUAGUCGAAACCGCUAGAAAUUUUGUCUAUGACAAAACUCAACCUUAAAGACUACGAUAUAACCUACCUAGUUGUAUUAAAUAUCAUUUAAAUUACAGUCAAUGUAACACAUAAUGACACUUAUUGUUUUUAUUUAAUAUUGGAUACAUUAGUUUUAUGUAAAAAAAGUUUUUUUUUGAUUACUCAUAAAAACUGAGGACCUACCGCGAAACACGAAAAUCGGAAUGUCGUUAUCUGCCUCUAUCGCUCGAAUAAGCAAGUGAUAGAGAGGCAGAUAGAUAACGAAAUUUCGCAUUGUACUGCAUGCUAUGUGAAGUUGGCUGUCAUUUAAAUGUUACAAUUGCAUUUAUUACGAUUGUAUUGUAAACUCGCAAUAAGGAUGCUCAAUAUGUCACAAUCACUGUUUUGAAAUGCUCAGUAUUCGUAAAAUGUCACCAGAUAUUCCAUCAGACGACCAAAUAACGAGAGAACAGUAUUAAAACCUGUUAAGGUUCUAUAGGGACCUUGCAUGUUGGAGCUGCCAUCUUGUGACACUUGGCGCAAAAGCAGGUGUUGCUACCUACAGUGCAUGCACGCUCCCUUACGCGUUGUGGUGUUGGUUCCGCCAUCUUGUGGCUUUAAUCGGAAACUUUGCACCAAUGAAUUUAUAGCAUAAACAACGGGCUAUAAUUAUAACUUCAUCUGAAUUUCUGGUUAUGUUUUACAUUUAGAUGAAAAUUUGAAACCAUAAGAAUUAUAAUAUACAAUAAUCAUCAAUUCAUCAGUCAGCUACGAGGACUGCCAUACUUAUUAAACAAGACUUAAAGUUUUUUUAUGUGCUUAUAUUUGUUUUGAGAUUACGUGGAAUUAACUUUAUGUACACAAGGGCACAAUUACAUUAAUCUGAUUAAUAUUUUAGGCGUAAGCCUGAAACGAAUAUUAUUAACUAUUAUAUUUAUAUGUUACAGCAAGCAGAUAAAUGUAUCUGUGCCCUAAUUUUGUAUUGAUCCGAUUUAUCUUUGUCUUAUAAUACUGUAACCUGUAAAUAAUGUGAUUGUCUCAAAUUUUUAUUAUACUAAAUACAAUGACAUAGCAAUAAUUAAAUAAUAAAUCUAUCUAUAAAUAAAUAUUA
Molecule: messenger RNA, 8710 nt
Organism: Cydia strobilella
Lineage: Eukaryota; Metazoa; Arthropoda; Insecta; Lepidoptera; Tortricidae
Gene: Eph
Product: ephrin type-B receptor 1-B
Exons: 1
Coding region: 461-3490 (1009 amino acids)
Biological process (GO): axon guidance; ephrin receptor signaling pathway; protein phosphorylation
Cellular component (GO): dendrite; plasma membrane
Molecular function (GO): protein binding; ATP binding; transmembrane-ephrin receptor activity
Source: RefSeq, a predicted model, not a curated record